AUGGCAAGUUUGCCAGAGCCGCCUUUGAAACGCCCCCGGACAGGCUCUUCGAACAGCAUUGCUCAGAACUCUCGCGAUGGUUCAUCAUGUCCAUACAUGGACACAAUAAAUCGAUCCGCUUUGGACUUCGACUUGCCGCCGAUCUGUUCAACUUCACUACAAUCGCACAAUGUGUACAUCUGCUUGAUCUGUGGUAGGUAUCUGCAAGGGCGAUCUCCCUCGUCACACGCCUACGCUCAUUCUUUGCAAUUGAGGCAUCACCUAUACCUAGGUUUGUCCUCAGAGUCUGUCUUUUGUUUACCAGACGGCUACCGAGUAAAAGAUCCGAGCUUUGCCGAGAUAAUUUCCGCUUUGCAUCCUAAGUUUUCACGGACUGAAAUUUCAGGUCUCGACACUGUUCCGGUACGCAUUCGGCUCCUUGACGGUACCUUUCGACUACGCGGUGUUGUACCACUCGACAACCUUCAAGCUAGUGACUACGCAAAUUCGAUAUUCCAACUUCUUUUGCAUGUACCCCCCUUAAGAGAUUACUUGCUGAAAAAGUACUCGGGCAAAGGUGAUGACCUCAUCUCAGAAACGCGAAUAAGUGAUCCCGAAAAUACUGUGCAAUCUGAGCUUACGAAAGCACUAGCCAAGCUGUGUGCAAAAAUAUGGUCCUCAUCUGCUUAUCGUGCCCAUGUUGCUCCUCAUGAACUUAUGCAACAGGUAUCUGCAGCCAGCAGAGGACGGUUUGGGUUAUUGAAGCAAGAGGAUCCAGUGAAGUUUUUUGCAUGGUUACUAAACUUCUUGGUUCGAAAAGAUAAUUCGCGUAAGGUUUCUGAAGCCCAUCUGCCCUCAGUACUGGAAAAGUGCUUGAAGGGGGAGAUGUGUAUCGAAUCGUACGGCGAAUCAGGAGUGUCAAAGAAAUCAUCAAGGCCGUUUUGGUUUUUGCCGCUGGACCUUCCGCCCAAGCCGCUGUUCAAAGACGCGAGCGAACGCACCCUCGUUCCGCAAGUACCAUUGAGUAAGGUCCUCAUGAAAUUCAACGGAGUUGAUCGUCAUCACAAUUUAAAAACCAGUGAGCAGUGCUCAUACAGGAUCACCAAGUUUCCGCCAUUUUUACUUUUAGUCCUCAGGAGAUUGACGAAGAGCAAAUUUGGUGUGGAGAAAAAUCCGUGUGUAGUGCACUUGCCAUCUGAUGGCUUGGAAGCAUCGAAAUUCGGUGAUACGCAAGCAGAAGGAAUUUACACCUUGACAGCCGCCGUUCUUCACGAGGGGGACGCUGAAGGGGGCAAAUACAGGGUUGUCCUGAAGCACAACGCCACAAACAGUUGGUAUGACCUCUCUGAUCUGGAGGUUAAAGAAACCCUUGAGCAACUCGUCUCCUUGGGGAGUACUUACAUGCUUUUAUACUCUCGUACAAGUGAUAACCAGAGGACAUCAUAA
This is a messenger RNA of Chondrus crispus (carragheen), 1425 nucleotides long. Its product is annotated as snrnp assembly factor and ubiquitin specific protease 39. Gene Ontology annotation, molecular function: zinc ion binding; cysteine-type deubiquitinase activity. Lineage: Eukaryota; Rhodophyta; Florideophyceae; Gigartinales; Gigartinaceae. The record is from RefSeq and is a predicted model, not a curated record. Gene Ontology annotation, biological process: protein deubiquitination. The coding region runs from base 1 to 1425 and encodes 474 amino acids. The transcript has a single exon.